AUGAACGAACGGGCCCUCAAGCGUAGGAAGCCUACGCCAGGAAUGGCCCAGAAUCCGGCCGUUUUUACCACAAUUCCCCUUGACAAUCUAUUGGCCGAGGUCCACCGACUCCUCGGUCCAACCUGGGCAUUGCCACCAUUCGAUAAUCUAUUACCGGCAUAUCUGAAGCCUCCAUCUUCGCGUUUACAGAUAGACGAUCUGAAUUACCUUAUAAGGAAAGGCGCGUUUGAUGUUCCACCUUCCGAGCUUGGUCAGGAAAUUUUCAAAUCAUAUAUCCGCCAUGUCCAUCCCCACAUGCCAUUUUUGGACCUGGAUCUGUUUUCAGACGCCAUUUUCAAUGCAGAUCCCAGAGAUGGAGAAAUUAGUCUCCUUCUAUUCCAGGCAGUCAUGUUUGCGGGAGCGUUCUUCGUGGACUUGAAAUAUCUAUACGCGGCGGGCUUUCUCUCGAGGCGGAGUGCUCUGGAAGCACUGUUUCAAAGAGCUCGGGCCCUUCAUGAUUUUGACGCUGAAGAAGAUGACCUCGCCGUCCUACAAAGCCUCCUCCUGAUGACAUACUGGUACGAAAACCCGGAGCGAAACAAAGACGGUCGACACUGGAUCAACAUUUGCGUAUCUCUCGCAACAAAAAUAGGCCUCUACCCCGACUCCAACACCAAGACCGCAUCGGGAAGAUUUCAAAACCUUUUAUGGUGGAGCAUGUUCACUCGCGACAGAUUAAUCGCCCUCCCAAUGCAAGAGGCCCCACUUAUCAAAAAUGAAGUAUAUCUUCCUAUACCGGUCCCCACAGCUGCAGAACUAGGCAUAUUCCCCUCUCGAUCCGGAUCGAGCACUGACUACGCCAGCCUUUGUUACCAAGAUAACGGGGACAGCCUUGCGCUCAUUUUCAUCGAGAAAAUCAAACUAUGUCGCUGCAUCAGAGACGAUUUGUUUUCCUGGAAUUCGCGUCUACAUCUAAGUUCCAAAGGCUCAAAAGCACGCAAAGAAAGUCUGACCCUAUCAAAACUGGAUCUGGACGACUGGCUCGAGGCACUGCCCCAUACAAUCGCCUUCCAGCCGAAACCAUUCCUAACGCCUAACGACGCAGACGUGAUAUUCCACGUCCACUGCGCAUGGUUGCAGAUGGUUUAUUGUGAGAUCCACAGCACUCUCCACCGGCAAUUAGAGCUCUUCGAACAUGAGGACACACCUCGUCAGAUCUCGGCAGGUUCCCCGGGGUGUCCGGUUCUACUCGGCGCGGUGGAAAUGACAACUGUCAUCCAGGAUUUGACGCAGAAACACCUUAUAUGCUAUCUACCCACCAGCAGCGUGGCUAUGGUUCUUCGAGCAGGUAUCAUUCAUAUUCAGCAGAUGUGUACCGGUGAUGCCCAGGUAGAGAGCACAGGUCUUAAGGGACUUGUGCAGUGUAUCCGUGCACUACAGCAACUCAGUAAAGUAUAUGGUUCUGCGCUUUUCCUUACAUCGAUACUCGGGGGUCAUGGCAAGGGUCCAUUAGGCUCUUCUCCACGAGAUCUUUUGAAAAGUUUGGAUAUGGAUACGCUAGAUCGUCUUACUUCGGGGUAUCCUGACGCUAUGGGGUCGGAUAUGGUCAGGAUCAGAGAACCGUAUGAUGUGGAUGUAAUUGCUCAGUUGAAGACUCGAAGAGAGAGUAUUUGUUAUUAA
This is a messenger RNA of Penicillium odoratum, 1659 nucleotides long. Its product is annotated as fungal specific transcription factor domain-containing protein. Lineage: Eukaryota; Fungi; Ascomycota; Eurotiomycetes; Eurotiales; Aspergillaceae. Bases 1 to 1659 code for a protein of 552 amino acids. Gene Ontology annotation, biological process: DNA-templated transcription. Gene Ontology annotation, molecular function: DNA binding; zinc ion binding. The record is from RefSeq and is a predicted model, not a curated record. The transcript is spliced from 2 exons.